UGCAAAUUCCCAAUUCCAAUGCUUUGACAAGCUUUAAGCUUCAAAAAAUGGCUCUUUUCUCUACCAGUCGUUUUCUUCCUCUUCUUCUUCUACUUUCAAUAUGCCUCUCAUUCUUUCUCACAUUCGCAGCAGCUUCGAGCUCUGCUAAGUCUAUCUAUGAAGUUCUUCGCAAACAUGGACUCCCCAUGGGUCUGCUUCCGAAGGGUGUGAAGGAAUUCGACAUUGACAAAGAAGGUCGAUUCUGGGUGCAUCUGGAUCAAGCUUGCAAUGCCAAAUUCGAGAGCGAAUUGCAUUUCGAACAAAACGUUACGGGGACUUUGAGUUAUGGACAGAUGGGAGCGUUGUCUGGGAUAACGGCGCAGGAGCUAUUUCUUUGGUUUCCGGUGAAGGGUAUUCGCGUGGACAUACCGAGUUCUGGGUUGAUUUAUUUUGAUGUUGGCGUUGUUCGUAAGCAAUUCUCUUUGUCCCUGUUCGAGACGCCGCCGGAUUGUUUAGCGGCUCCGUCUGGGGAGGCAGAUGAUUUCCCAGAAGGGGUGAUCAUGGCGGAAUCUGUUUCCAAGAGUCAAUCAGGAAAGCUUCGGUAUCAGCUUAAUCAGGAAAAUUUUGGGAGAUAUGUUCUGUAGAUGAUGCAAGAGGAGGUGAAUUAAGUUGUGUUGUAGUUGGAUCAUCAUGGUUUCUCCAAUCAUAUAGCAUAUAUCUUUGGAGAGCAUAAAUUAACAGGCGCAGUGUGCUACUUGUUUGUCUUUUCCUUCCUCAUAUAGUGCAGAGUUAGUGUAGUUAUGACAGCCCCUGCAUUUCAGUGAUUUGUUGAGAAGAUACUCGAAAAAGUGCAGCAACAUAAAAAUUUUGCAGAAUCGAGCUUCUUCUAAAGUCGAUAAAGCUAGGCCUGAGCAUUUGGUUGUGAGGAAUUCAGGUACAUUCGCGGUGGACAUAAUUCAAGGCAGAGGGCUUGAGUAAUUUUGGUCUUGUGUAUAUUCUGAUAUGGGUUUCUCUGUAUAUGGAUACUUUUUUCUGAGAAACAAAUAAAAUUUUAUAUUCUGGAAUUUUCAUUUCUA
Messenger RNA from Neltuma alba, 1055 nucleotides. RefSeq lists its product as uncharacterized. Lineage: Eukaryota; Viridiplantae; Streptophyta; Magnoliopsida; Fabales; Fabaceae. The coding region runs from base 48 to 623 and encodes 191 amino acids. The transcript has 3 exons. The record is from RefSeq and is a predicted model, not a curated record.